Molecule: messenger RNA, 379 nt
Organism: Anas platyrhynchos (mallard)
Lineage: Eukaryota; Metazoa; Chordata; Aves; Anseriformes; Anatidae
Source: RefSeq, a predicted model, not a curated record
AUGUCCUGCUACGACAUCUGCCGCCCCUGCGGACCCACCCCGCUGGCUAACAGCUGCAACGAGCCCUGUGUCAGGCAGUGCGAGGACUCCCGCGUCGUCAUCCAGCCUCCUGCCGUGCUGGUCACCCUGCCAGGACCCAUCCUCAGCUCCUUCCCCCAGAACACCGCCGUUGGAUCCUCCGCAUCAGCUGCCGUGGGCAGCAACCUCAGCGCCCAGGGAGUGCCCAUCUCUGGAGGCGGCUUCGGAGGCUUUGGCCUUGGAGGCUUUGGCUUUGGGGGCUAUGGCUUGGGAGGCCUGGGCUGCUUCUCUGGCAGAAGAGCCUGCUACCCCUGCUAAGGACCCACGCCAACACCCCUGACAGCAGCCUCCAACACCGUGC